AUGGCCAACCCACCAGUUCAAUUGUCGCUCCAGACAACCCAGGGCAAAAGCCCACUAUCUACUCAAGUCCCGUCGAGUCUCACGCCACCAGUGACUCCUAUAGCCAAAGAAAGGCCCCCGAGAUCAACUCCAAGUCCAUUCCAAGACCCAAAGGCAGCGCAAACGCCAUCCGCCUCCAAGGACAAUGUCGGCACUCUGCAGUUCACCGACGACCUCGAAAUCUGCCGCGACGAGAACAACCACUCCCUCGAGUUCGGCCGCGGCGUCUGGAGCAUAGUAUACAAAGCGCACUCAUUACCACACGCGCAAACAAACCCCCCAGGCACACCCCCAAGCUCCCCAACCUCAAGAUCGCAAGUGCUAGCCGUGAAAGCACCCUUGCGCCGCGAUGCGCGCCCAGUCCUAAACGCCGAAGCAUCAACCCUAACCCGCCUCACAUUCACCCAAGGCCACGAACAAUACAUCGUCCCCUUCCACGGCUACCACGCCGACCUAGGCGCACUAGUAAUGUCCGCCAUCCCAACCUCACUAGCAUCCUACAUCGAAGACCAAUCCCAGCAAGCACGCACCCACCACACAACAGCAACAAUGUUCGACCCAGUCCAAGGCCCAGCCUCGUACCAAGAACUCGCGCGCGGACUAAUUACCGGCCUGAACUGGCUGCACCAAGUCGCCGCCGUCGUACACGGCGAUAUAAAACCACACAAUAUCCUCCUCCGCCCCGUCGACACAGACGACUGCGUCGAAGCGCCGGCUUUCCCGUUCGAGCCUCUGUACGCCGAUUUCUCCGCGACGGUGGAUAUCCCCGUCCACGCGGAGGCGCCCGAUACGACGCGCGCGUCGAUGUCGUCGUUCACGCCGCCGUUCACGGCGCCGGAAAUGCUGGCUUCGCUUACGUCGACGGAGAUGGCGCCGACACCGGCGUCGGAUGUCUUCUCGCUUGCGGCUACGCUGCUUGCUGCUGCGACGGGGGAUUUGCUGCUUUAUCCGAAUAUGAAUCAUCGGUUGAGGCUGGAGAUGGCGAGGGCCGGGCAUCAGAUUGUUGAUUUUGCGAGGUCUGGGAUGAGUGGGAGUCGGGUGCCGAGAAAUGGGUUUGUUGAGCGUAUUGUUAAGCCGGCUGUUGUUAAGGAUCCCGCGAUGCGGAUUUCGACGCCGGAGUGGGUUGAGCUUGCGUCUAGUUGA
This is a messenger RNA of Penicillium mononematosum, 1182 nucleotides long. RefSeq names its product protein kinase domain-containing protein. NCBI's taxonomy places the organism in Eukaryota, Fungi, Ascomycota, Eurotiomycetes, Eurotiales, Aspergillaceae. Gene Ontology annotation, molecular function: protein kinase activity; ATP binding. Bases 1 to 1182 code for a protein of 393 amino acids. The transcript has a single exon. The record is from RefSeq and is a predicted model, not a curated record. Gene Ontology annotation, biological process: protein phosphorylation.